AUGAGCGGUGGCGCGAGGAGGGUCCUGGAGGCGUGGAGGCUCGGGGUGGUCAGGUACGGAGACGCGCUCCAGCUCCAGGAGCGACUGGUCGCGGACCGCAAGGCCGGCCGCGUCGGCGACCUCGUGUUGUCGCUGCAACACCCGCCGACGUACACCCUCGGCAAGCGGAGCGAGAAGGCCGAGCGCAAUCUACUGGCGCCGGAGCACGAGCUGCGCACCCUCGGAGCCGAGCUCCACCGCACGGAAAGGGGCGGCGACGUCACCUUCCACGGGCCGCGGCAGGCCGUGCUGUAUCCGAUCCUCUCGCUCCGCGCCCUCGGGCUCGGCGCGCGGAGGUACGUCGAGGGGCUUGAGUCCACGAUGAUCGAGGUGGCUGCGCUCCACGGCGUCUCCGCGCGGCCGGGGGAUCCGGGGGAGACCGGCGUGUGGGUCGGGGACCGGAAGAUCGGCGCUAUCGGGGUCAGGAUCUCGUCCGGGUUCACGUGGCACGGGCUCGCCUUCAACAUCGACCCCGAUCUGGGGUACUUCGAGCACAUCGUGCCCUGCGGCAUCGCAGGCAAGGAGGUCACCUCGCUGCAGAGGGAGGUGGGGGACUGGGUGGAGCUCCCGGCCGACGAGGUAAUCCAUGACCAGCUCGUGCGGUGCUUGGCGAGGGCAUUGGGGUUCACCGACGUUGAAUUCAAGGAUGAUUCCGGAGACAUGAUUCGUUCGGCUGCAAUUGUACAAUCCUGAUUCGUGGUUCAAUCUGUACACUUGGCGUUCUUCAGAAUGUCCUCUCAUCAAAUUUUGGAAGUACGAUCUGGAAUUUACCCGGCUCUCGUUUAAAUCCAAAUUUUUACUACCUCCGCUUGUUUUUACAUGUCACCACUUUU
Messenger RNA from Phragmites australis (common reed), 872 nucleotides. Its product is annotated as octanoyltransferase LIP2, mitochondrial-like. Gene Ontology annotation, cellular component: mitochondrion. The transcript has a single exon. Gene Ontology annotation, biological process: protein lipoylation. Bases 1 to 732 code for a protein of 243 amino acids. NCBI's taxonomy places the organism in Eukaryota, Viridiplantae, Streptophyta, Magnoliopsida, Poales, Poaceae. The record is from RefSeq and is a predicted model, not a curated record. Gene Ontology annotation, molecular function: lipoyl(octanoyl) transferase activity.